GUUUAGAUAUAUAUAUUCAAAUACCGGAGAGUAUACAGCCAGCUCGCGGAAUUAUUUCUCAGUUGAUAGUGUGCUCUGAUCCUCAGUGAACAUAAAAAAUUAUCCAACCACUUUUUAAAAACAAGAUUACGCAAAUCCAAACGCAACAUGGUUUCUGCAGAAGUACUUGAAAAACUUGAAACUGAAUUCAAAAAAUUGGAAGCAUCCGAUUCCAAAUCUUUGUUGAAGAAAUAUUUGACCCGUGAAAUUUUCGAUCAACUCAAAACUAAACAAACAUCUUUUGGUUCAACACUUCUUGACUGUAUCCAAUCAGGUUUGGCCAACCAUGAUUCCGGAGUAGGUAUCUACGCCCCAGAUGCUGAAGCUUACACAGUAUUCGCUGAUUUAUUCGACCCAAUCAUCGAAGACUACCAUAAUGGAUUCAAGAAAACCGACAAACAUCCACCAAAAGAUUUUGGUGACUGUGAUACACUUGGAAACUUAGACCCUGCUGGUGAAUAUGUUGUCUCAACCCGUGUCCGAUGCGGUCGCUCACUCCAAGGCUACCCAUUCAACCCAUGUUUAACUGAGGAACAAUACAAAGAGAUGCAAGACAAAGUUUCAUCCACCUUGUCUGGAUUGGAAGGCGAACUUAAAGGCACAUACUAUCCAUUGGCUGGUAUGACCAAAGAAGUCCAACAAAAACUCAUCGACGAUCAUUUCUUGUUCAAAGAAGGUGACCGUUUCUUACAAACAGCAAACGCAUGCCGCUUCUGGCCAACUGGUCGUGGUAUCUACCACAAUGAGAACAAAACUUUCUUGGUCUGGUGUAACGAAGAAGAUCACUUACGUAUCAUCUCCAUGCAAAUGGGUGGUGAUUUAGGCCAAGUAUUCCGCCGUUUAACAACUGCUGUCAAUGACAUCGAAAAACGUAUUCCAUUCUCACAUGAUGACAGAUUAGGUUUCCUCACCUUCUGCCCAACCAACUUGGGAACUACAAUCCGUGCCUCAGUGCACAUUAAGGUACCAAAAUUGGCUGCCAACAAAGCAAAAUUGGACGAAAUUGCUGGUAAAUUCAAUUUACAAGUACGUGGUACACGUGGUGAACACACUGAAGCCGAAGGUGGCAUUUACGACAUUUCAAACAAACGGCGUAUGGGUUUGACUGAAUACCAAGCCGUUAAAGAAAUGUACGAUGGCAUCACUGAGCUCAUCAAAAUUGAAAAAGAAUUGUAAAUAAGCAGAAAAAUGACAAAAGAACAUCUGAGCUGAGAAAUAAAACUCAACCAUACAAACAUACAAACAUACAACAAACAUACCAAAACAUACAAAAAACAAUUCUAAAAACCAACAAUUUGUUUUUCAUUAUUUUAUUAUUUUUAUCAUAUUAUUCAACCAUUUAUAAUUCAAUCGAUUACUUACUUAAGUAUCGAGUAACGACAUCUAUGAUUAUUCAUUUCAAUCAUUUUUACUUUUAUUAUUUUAUUAAUUACUUUAUUAUACUUAUUAAUUACAUACUUUAAUUGUGAUUCAUUAUUAGUAUUAGAAAGACAAAAACAGGGCCGCCUGUUCUACAGGAUUUUAUUCUAUGGUUAGGCCACCCUUCAAAAAUCAUACGGUAAAAAAAACUCCCAUCCCUUUACCCCUUAUUAAAUACUUUUAAGAAGCAGCAACUGACUCCAGCAAAAAGAAUUUCCUCUGUCAACUGGGAAUCGGGGAAAUAAGACCAAAUCUUUUGGGAGAGGGGGAAUAUAGCAUAAAAAAAAAUUAGUUGAAUUAUAUUUUCUUUUUUUCAAUUAAAAAUUUUUCAUUUGUUUAUUUACCGUUGUGUUUUGAAUGAUCAGUAUUUUGUGAGGGCAUAAUUAAAAAGUUGUAGCCAGCAAAAUUGCUUAGUUUAAAAUAAAAGUAAAUUAAAAAAAAUUUAAAAAUGAUAUUGGCCAAAGUAUUAAAAUAAAAAUAAAAACUAUAAAAAUGAAUAGUCUAUAAUUUGUAUGAAAAUAAAGGAAAAACGAUGCAUAUGAAUACAAGACAUGAAAAACUAUUUGUAAAAAAAAAAAAUAACAAAAAAGAAAAUAUGAAAAUCUAUUGUAUUUAAUAUGUAAGCACAAGCCAAACAAAAAAUUUUAAAAACAAGUGACCUAUUAAAGACAUCUAUGUACUAUCAACAAA
Molecule: messenger RNA, 2148 nt
Organism: Chrysoperla carnea
Lineage: Eukaryota; Metazoa; Arthropoda; Insecta; Neuroptera; Chrysopidae
Gene: Argk1
Product: arginine kinase
Exons: 4
Coding region: 148-1215 (355 amino acids)
Biological process (GO): phosphocreatine biosynthetic process
Molecular function (GO): creatine kinase activity
Source: RefSeq, a predicted model, not a curated record